Penicillium longicatenatum is the source of this 606-nucleotide messenger RNA. RefSeq lists its product as uncharacterized. Gene Ontology annotation, molecular function: histidine phosphotransfer kinase activity; protein histidine kinase binding. Lineage: Eukaryota; Fungi; Ascomycota; Eurotiomycetes; Eurotiales; Aspergillaceae. The record is from RefSeq and is a predicted model, not a curated record. Gene Ontology annotation, biological process: phosphorelay signal transduction system; phosphorylation. Gene Ontology annotation, cellular component: cytoplasm; nucleus. The transcript has 3 exons. Bases 1 to 606 code for a protein of 201 amino acids.
AUGGCACCUGCCGAGAAUACGAAGGCUCAGGAGCCGAAGAAGGAGGGUCCUCCUCAGCUGUCUGAUGUUGCUGAUAUCAUCGAUGAGGGCACCUUUGAGCAGAUCCUGGAAAUGGAUGAUGACGAUGAACGCGAAUUCAGCAAGGGUAUUGUCUACGGCUUCUUCGAGCAGGCUAAGACUACAUUCGAAAAGAUGGAGAAGGCUGUCGCGGAUGAGGACUUGGAUGAUCUUUCAUCUCUUGGUCACUUUUUGAAGGGCUCCUCGGCCACUCUGGGUCUCACACACGUUAAGGACGGCUGUGAAAAGAUUCAGCACUUCGGCGCCCGUAAAGACGAGACCGGCUCUACAACACAGCCCGACGAUAAGAUUUCGCUCAAAAAAAUUGAUACCACUGUGAAGGAGGUGAAGAUCGCAUACGCUAAAGUUGAGCGGUUCCUGCGCCGAUACUACGGUGAGGAUCUUAAGCCCGAAGAAGAAGAGAAGGAGGAGAAAAAGGAGGAGGUGAAGGAAGAGAAGAAGGAGGAGGAGAAGAAGGACGACAAGGAAGACGUGAAGAAGGAAGAGAAGAAAGAGGAGCCUAAGGACAAAGAGCCUAAGAAAGCCUAG